AUUGGGUACGGUUCUGUGAAAACGGUAAUCAUGGUAGUCGAAUAUAAAAUUAGGAGUUGCAAGGACACUUCAAAGCAUUCGCUUAGCGAAAGAAAUGAACUAGUCGUCUGGCCCUUUGUUUAAUAUGAUAGGUAUUGGACCAGUGUCAUUUAGAAGUUCUUUAUUGUUCCAGAUUAAUGGUAUAUAUAGAUAGAAACCUACUUGACCCUAUUUUAAUUUAAGUUACUGGAAAUGAAAUGAAACAUUUGAAACUGAUUUGGCAAGUUGCCAACAAUGCAUCUGUGUAGUAUAAUUUGUUUGCAAACCAUCAAGUAGACUACAUAGUACAUGAUCAGUUUUUUUGUUGUUGUUUCUUUUGCGUAGUGAUUAGGCGUAACUAUUCAAUAGCAAUCACAAAUUUAAGAAAAUACUAAUUCUAACUUCAGGCUUAGAGCUUAUUUUUAUGCUACAUUUUCUAUGAUGGCAUGUAUAGAAAAAGACGUAGCUCUCAAAACUGGGUUUUUGUGUAUUGCCCCACAACGACAAGGAAUUUUAAAGAAAUCUUGGAGUAAGCGGUAUAUUGCUCUUUAUCAAACCAGCAUAAAUGGCAUCCGGAGACUUGAAAUUUUUGAUAGAGAAAAUAAUUUUUUGCGUCAAACACCUAGCAAAAUCAUUCCCCUCACUGACUGUAUUAAGGUCAUGCCAGCUUCUCAGAAACAGCAGGCUAAUGUAUUUGAGGUUCGAACGAUACAUCAUACCUACACAUUAUCAGCAGAAACUUUUCAAGAAAUGAUGGAUUGGGUGUCCAGCAUUCAAGAGGUAGCCUUUGGUUUGUCAUCCAACAGUUCAACCGAAGUAUCCUCUUUUUCAAAUACAUUUCAAGAAUCUACAGAAGAAGAAAACUUACUUUAUGCUUCCAUAAAUGCACCUGAAGUCUAUCAAGUGAAAGUUGUUGAAUCUGAAGCUGCAAAUCGUUGCGGUUUGCAAGGAAAUUAUCUGUUAAUAGUUAAAUCAGCUUCAGUAUACCUAGCAGAGCAAGGACAGUUGGGAUCUAUUGGGAAAACGAUUCAAACAUGGCCUUACAGGUACAUCCGACGUUAUGGAAAAACUCCUAAAGGAUUUUGUUUUGAAGCAGGACGGAGGUGUCAAUCAGGGGAAGGACAAUUUUACUUUGAAACCAUACAUGGAUUGGCUAUAUUUCAGAGUAUUACAGCUCACAUGAGUGCUCUAAAGUCCAGUCCAAGUGAGAGUGACUCUCAGCAUAGCCCUAGUCCUGGACCAGAAAGUGGAAACAAUAGUUUUAAUCUUUGGCAACCUCCACCAUCGAUAGAAGAUUCAAAGCUCACAUCAGAAGUUAACAACCAGAAGUGUAUCUUGGAUUGCCCAAAUUCACUUUUAAACAAGAAAGAUGAUUUUUUUAACUACUCUGCUUUGGAAUUACCAACACUGGCCAAAGAUCUUAAAACUUUAACCAUUGACAAGCCCCCUAAUCUCAAGCCACGGCCACCAGUCAGUAAGCCACCCAGAAAAAGUAAAUUGAACAACAAUAACAAAUUUUCUUUUGAAGAAAGUCUCAUGGUACCAAGCAGACACUCGAUUGUUCCAGAAGGUCAGUAUGAGCAACCUAUACAGCUAAAGAAGAUAUCAGAUACGCUAUCUCCCCAACAGUUAGCAAGAAAAGAUGAAUCAAAAGAAAAUCAAGCUAGUCAACCUUUGUGUGCUUCUUUUGAGGAAGAACCAUUAAGUCCAAAAUUAUUAGAUAAUAAGUCAACUCUAAAGUUCAAAAGCUUGCUUCCAUAUCGUGCAAUCACUGAUUUAGGUCCUCACAAAAGUGAGGAUGGAGAGAGUAGUAAACAUGAGUAUGAUCACCUCAACUUAACAGGUGGAAGUGCGGGUCAUCUUCCAACUCUUAGCCCAAACAACCAGCAUAUCUAUGGUAAGCUGUCCUUUCCAUCUGGUUACAAAAUGUCUUCUUUAUCCACAGAAUCUGAUUAUGCAAAUGUAAACAGCUCAAACCCUUUUUUAAUAUCCUCUGCUGAGAAUACGAAACACCCACCACCCUCUCAACCUGAUCCUAAACAAGUUGAUGAAGAACUUGAUUAUGCUAAUGUAGAUAUGUGUAGGUUUCAGUGCUGUUCCUCAUCCAAUUAGUCACACUAGUGGACCAGCUAACUAACCUCACAUUUCAAUGACUUGUUUCAAUUGAAAAACCAAAUAAAGCAUAGGUCUUGGUAUAUAAAUAACCUGAUUAAUAGAAUUUUGUGUUUUUUUUUAAUUAUGUUAUUAUGUUGCCCAGUUAUACAUACAACACAACUUAUGCUUUGUAUAAUAAAUGUGCUGUAAAUUUAUGAUCAAAGUACUUCCUAGGUACAACAGGUUCAACUUUGUAGUUCCUUAUUCAAAACCAGGGAAGGUCAUAAGUCUUGUGUACAAAGUAAUCAUUGUACAUUAAGAUAUUGCAAACUUAAGUUGGGUUUGAUAGACAUUGUUUUUUUUUAGUCAAAAGAUAUAAAAAACAAGUCAAACUUUCUGUGAUUUUUAGCUGAAAAAAAUCAACACUUACUAGGUUAUUUAUGAACUUGAUACAUAGUUUCGUUAAUUUUAAGACAAGCAGUUUUAGUAGUUGCUGAUUGAAUUUCAUGUUUUUACUGUAGUAUUGAAUGAGUUUUUUUUUUUUAGUUUAGUGUAUUAGAAAUGUGAAUUUGAAUCAUCUUAUCUGUAUAUAUUUGACAGAUUUCUUCAGUUUGGUUUUUUCACCUUAGAUGGAAGUUAAUUUUAAGAGCUUUACUAUUGUUAAGUGUCUGCUUACUCCACCUCAUUAUAGUUAUUCAGGGUCAAAAAGAAUUAUCCACUAAGGUUUAAAUUUUUUUUAUGUUGUUCCGAUUUAAAAUGUUUCACUUUAAGUAUAAAAGUGUCCAAAAUUUUUAUGGAAUUUCCUAGUUCUUUUCACUAUAUAAUAUUUUCAGUUUGGUUAAUAGCAGCACUCAGAAAAAUACAGAGUUAAGGAAAUGAAAACUAUGUUUGUGUCACUUUAUCUUAGAAAGCAAAGGAAGAAAUAGAAAACAGUUAGGCCAAUGAAUCUAGUCGGGAUGGAAUAUUUAUAAUAAUUUUUAUUGUGAGAUAUUUUUACAGUAUGCAAGACAAAGAGGUAAAUGUACUUCUUAAUGAAUAAGUAUGAUACAUUAAAUCUUAGUUUUACCUCACUUUUAUGAGUUUAGUUUUAUACAUGUACUUAAACAAUGUGCUAUCAGAGUCAUCAAGAACUUUAAUUAAUCUGUUUAAGAAGAUGAGAUGUAUCUUUAAGUGGAUGUCAUUUAGACUUGGUGAGUCAAGUUUAAAAGGGGAAUAUUGCAGGAAGUUUCCCGCAAUGCCUCAAAUGAACAAUAUUUUUUUUAGACUUGUAGUAAUUUGUUUAAGUUAAAGGUCACUAAGACCUACUUUCUGUGAUUUACAGAGUUUAGAUUUCUUUCCCUUCUCUUUCACAAUUUGAAAAAUAUUUGUAUUUGGGUGAUGUUUAUGCAGACUUGUAUGUAAUUAGUUUCUGUUAAUCAGACAGAAUGUAAACUUUUCAAUACAUUUUUUUAUGUAAUUUAGGCAGAUUAAGAAGAUAUGUUUAUUUGAAGUGUUAAUUGGUUAGGUGUUUCGGGCAAAAAAUGCUUGUAUCUUUAGAAGUACAGUUACAAAUAACAGAAUUUAUUUCUGGUCAUUGCAUUAGUUUCAAAUUGUUAUAAAUUUCAUCAAUUACAUUUUUCAUGUGCUGUUUAUUGCAAAGCUUCUCAGUGCCAUUCAUCUGACUGCAACUUAGAAAUAUGCCUAAUUUUAUAUCAUUUGUGCUGAGUUUUAUUUUUCAUUGCACCUUAAUAAAAUAGUAAACAAAAUAUUGGCAUUAAAGAAACUUAAAGUAAUAUUUUUCCAUCAAAAGAACCAAAAAAGAUUGAUUUCUGUAACAAAAUGUAAAAAAAGAUAAUUGUGUUAAAAAAUCUUGAAGAAUAUUCUGUAUGAAAAGUGUUCCAAGAUAUACUACUUUGUGUUAUAAAUACAUACCUUUAUCUACAUGAUACAUACUUAACUACAUGUAAAACAUAUAAUACACUAUUUCAGAUUUAUCCUGUUUUUGAAUUUUUUUUCUAAGCUCUUCAAGUAUCUCAAAUUCAAAUAAUUAAUUGUCAUGCUAUCAUAUAUUACUUUUUGCAUUAUUUGUAUUAUUUGCAUUAUUAAUUCAAUGAAAGCUACAAUUUAAAAACCUCGCAUGUUGUGUAAGUUAUGGAGAAAGUAAUUAGUCUCAUAGACUAGUGAAGUGGUAAAUUUUUUAUUUCCUUCUGAAACAGUAAGAUGUCUGAAAGGUAGAAAAUUUUAUAGACUGUUGUGAUACAAGUUUCCAAAAGGUAAUAAAUCCUAUGUUGCCGUUUUAAAUUGUAAAAUUUCCAAUAUGCAGUAAAUAUUAUAUUCUUUUGUUAAAUUGGUUUCAGCUGGUUGUAAAUUUUAGACCUUUGUCAAAUAGGGAGGUUUCCUAGCAUGUAGUAAAUUCUAUAGCCUCUUGUGAACUAGAUUUUCAACAUGUAAAUCUUAUAUCUGCAAGGGAAAUAAAUACAUUUCCAUAUGUAGUAGAUAUUAUAUUCCUUUGUGAAAUUUUAAGACUUCCAAGAGGUAGUAAAUCUUGUAGCCCAUUGUGAAAUAGCAAGAACUCCACCAAGAAGAUAAAUGUAUGGUCACUUCUACAUUAAGUUCCCAAAAAGUAGUAAAAUUUAAUGGUCUCUUGUGAAUUAGCUACGAAACUAGUAGUAACCAUUAGCAAGUACUGAGGUACUAAACAUGUUGUAUAUCUCGUGGUCCUUUGUGAAAUAGGCUUUGUAACAUAUAGUAAAUUGUAUGGUAUCAUAUGAAAUAGGUUUCUUACAUGUAAGUCUUAUAUAUCCCUGUGCUUAAUAAUAUGUUUUUUAAAUUGUAAGUUACAUAAUCUCUUGUGAAAUAGUAUGGCUUUUAGUAGGUAGUCAUUCUACAGUCCCUCAUAAAAUAUUAAGGAUUCCAACACUUAGAAAAUCUUAUGGUUCUUUGUGAAAUAAUAAGAUUUCCCUCGGAUAGUAAAUUCCUAUAUGAUAUGUAACCUCCAGUCACAUAUAGUACUCUUAUUCAGUACUGUCUUCUAUAUGCAAACAUUUUUGCUUGCCACUAACCUUGAAGCUCUCACCUUGUGUAUCCAUGUGAUAUUGCUGUGUUGUUGCAUGCAAAUGAGCCUGUGACAACCCUCCAUUAAUAGUAAUGUGACACACCCUCCUAGUGCAGCUAACUCCCUCUAUACUGAUUGUUCAAUCACCACUUCUCAAUUUGGCACCUGUGACUUAAGAUGUAUUUUUUUUUUUUUAGCUAAUGAGGUUUCUUAAGUUAGGAGUUUUUUUUCUUGUGUAACUAUCACAGACCAAAACUUUUUUGUGGAAAGUUUACUCUUGAAAUUUAUUUUCUAGCUUCAUAUUUAAAUAAUUCUGUACCUGCAGAUUUUGUAGGUUUUUUCUUUCCACAUUAUGAAUUCUCAGGUUACUGUCGCUUCCACUUUGUCUGGUGUGGGACGGCAAGAAGUUAUUCAUGCUAGACAGACGACAAUUAUGGCAUCAGGCUUCUCUUUGUCUGUUGAGGAAGUGAUGGCCGUUGUGCAAUGGGAGCUGGAGUUUUUCAUGCAGCCUGGACCUUCUUCUGAUCUUAAAAUGAAUAUUCUUCUACUUGUGGAUCCAUUUCACGAAGACAAAGUUUUGAAAGCCUUUUUCCACCUCCUGUUUUUGCCACUACUGUCACUGAUCUCACAAGACCUUUGAUUUUUUUUCCAUUUCCUGUGUUUUAUGAUUCUUUGUCUUCUCUUCUUGAUUCAACUACUUCUGCUGACAAUUAUGAGUCUCCACCUCCUGAUAUUUGGGUCCAUGCUAAACAGUUUUUAUCCCAACUUUGUUCUGGUGCCAGGAUGCCUCAUCCUUCUUGCCUAGUUGAUAUACAUUACUUUUCUUAUCAUUGGAAUGAUUUCUUUUUUCUGGACAACCAAAAUCUGGAAUCUCCUCUUAAGGCUUGGGGUUUGUAUUUCUCAGGCUCAAGUGCAUCUUUUCUUACCUAAUCUCGAAGUUAUGAUUGAAUAAUCAAUAUAGAGGGAGUCAGCUGUGCUAUGAGAGUGUCACAUUCCUAUUGGUGGAGGGCUGUCACAUGCUUAAAAAUUUAAGUCACAGUAGGGGGGAAUAUUGCAGGAAGUUUCCCACAAUGCCUCAAAUGAACAGUAUCAGUGCAGCAAUAUCAUCUGGACACACGUGAGUUUAGAUGAGUCUCAAGGCUAAUAGCAAACAAACAAAUUUGCAUAUAGAGUGCAGUAUUGAAUCGGGAAGUGAGGGGAGAUAAGUAUCUAUCAGAAAUAAAUUUUUUAGGGUUGAAAACGUUAACUUUCAUUGUUUUUGUGUGAAACAUUAAACUCUGCAACAAGUAGGAAAUCUUAUGGUAUCGUGUGAAAUAGUAAGGUUUUUCAAACAGUUUGAAAUCUAUUGUUCCAUUUUGAAAUAGUAAGGUUUUGACUUGUUCCAAAUCUUUUAUUCCAUUGUGUAAUAGUAAGGUUUUUGACUGGUUCUAAAUCUUCCAUUCCCUUAUGAAAUAAAAAGAUUUUUGACUAGUUUUAAAUCUUCUGUUUCUUGUGAGAUAGUAAGAUUCUUAAAUGACUCUAGAUGUUUUAAUCACUUGUGUGUGUGUUGUUAAGAUUUCCUACAAGUAAUGUAUU
This is a messenger RNA of Limulus polyphemus (Atlantic horseshoe crab), 6721 nucleotides long. RefSeq lists its product as uncharacterized. Lineage: Eukaryota; Metazoa; Arthropoda; Merostomata; Xiphosura; Limulidae. The transcript is spliced from 4 exons. The record is from RefSeq and is a predicted model, not a curated record. Gene Ontology annotation, cellular component: cytoplasm. Gene Ontology annotation, biological process: positive regulation of MAPK cascade; cell surface receptor protein tyrosine kinase signaling pathway. The coding region runs from base 457 to 2130 and encodes 557 amino acids.